Messenger RNA from Entamoeba dispar SAW760, 804 nucleotides. Its product is annotated as short-chain dehydrogenase, putative. The record is from RefSeq and is a predicted model, not a curated record. Bases 1 to 804 code for a protein of 267 amino acids. Lineage: Eukaryota; Evosea; Mastigamoebida; Endamoebidae. The transcript has a single exon.
AUGAAACGGGUUUUAAUAACUGGUGCAACAAGUGGAAUAGGCAAACAAACAGCGAUACUACUAUGUGCAAAAGGGUAUGAGGUAAUAAUUCAUGGCCAUAAUAAAAGUAAAAUUGAGUUAUGUAUCAAUGAAAUUAAGAACAAAAUUCCUCAAGCUCAUUUAGGAAGUAUUUAUUGUGAAUUUGAUGAAUAUAAAAGUAUAACAAGCAUUGUCCAAAAGGAGUUGUCAGGACAACAAAUUGAUGUGUUAGUUAAUAAUGCAAGUCAUAUUAACAAACAACGAAGAGAAAUUGAUGGAAUUGAAGCAACAUUUGUAGAGAAUGUUAUUUCACCAUUCAUAUUUACGUGUGCAGUAUUGCCAUAUCUAAAACCAACAGGAAAGAUAAUAUUUGUUACUUCAAAUUGUCACUCAAAUUAUUUAAAUUUAGAUUUAAUGAACUCAAUGGACCAUGACUAUUUUCAAAUUUAUGAAAAUACAAAAACCUGUGAAAUUGCACUUUCGAUUUAUUUUUCGGAAAAUACUCCAUUUACUUGUUUUUCUGUACAUCCAGGUAUUUAUAACUCAAAUCUUCAUAACAGCUAUUGGGGAGAUUGUGGGAUUGAUUCGAGUGAAUGCAAUUGUUUAUUUAAUAUGAUUGAAAGUGAAGAAGUCGAAUCUGGUAAAUAUUACGACCAAUGCCGGAUUUCAAUUGCUGCAAAUCAAGUGUAUGAUAAAAAGUUUAGGAAAGACCUUUUAUUAUUAUUAAAAGAAAAAACUUCUAUUGAUUCACAGGCAUUACUUCAAUCAUUUUCAAAAGCUAAAUAA